Molecule: messenger RNA, 2169 nt
Organism: Penicillium antarcticum
Lineage: Eukaryota; Fungi; Ascomycota; Eurotiomycetes; Eurotiales; Aspergillaceae
Exons: 2
Coding region: 1-2169 (722 amino acids)
Source: RefSeq, a predicted model, not a curated record
AUGAGUGGAAUGAAGCUGCGCGACAACAUUCGCGCACCAACCCGCUAUGGGGAAGGCGAAGGCCCAGAGAUCCCGACACCUCGCAGUGCCCUCCGAAUGAGGCUCGACGAGGGGGAUGAUGAUAACAUGGAACUAAGUGAUUUGGGCAGGCCGCGUCCGGUUAAGAAGCGCAGCUCGACAUCGAAGCCAUUCAACCCCAACUUGCCCCCUGCUGCGUUUCCUUCACUUGACAGGCCCCAGACCAACCCGCAACUUCGCCGGCUCAUCCUCAAUUUGCCUGUGGGCAAACGACAAAGUGGUUUCCGACUCCCUCCUGCUCCUACUUCUGAUCCUUCUUCGGCUGCUGCUGCCAUCGCCGACAUGCCUCGACAGAGACGGAGAGUGAAAUGGGCUCCCACCACGGUGGAUCAUGUUCCAUUGGAUAGUCUAGAGAAUCAUGUCGUCAGCAACAACGAGUCGAAUCCGGUUUAUGUGCGCAACAUGGCGAUGAUGGCCAAGGCUGCCUUGAGGGACCCGAUGGAUACCAGUGACGAGGAACAGGAUAUGUCGAUGAGCGACAAUGAAGACUUACCUGAUCCCACACAGCUGCUCCUCGACAAGAUUCCAAACCCCAAAUGGAGCGAGCUGAACAGCGCACUUCAGGUCGAAAUGGUGGACAGGGCAAUGAGGAACAUGACCUGGAGAACUGUCUGCACCAAGCUCAAGCUGGGGCCAAGAGAUCAUCAAAAACUUUCUGAUUACAUGGAUACCCGGAACAAACAAAUUGAACGAGAGAACAAGCGGAUGGAGGAGAUGCGGAACAAACAGCGCGCGGUAUUGAUGAACAUUGACAACAGUGAUACAAAGCUCUUUGCACCGCCGCCCCAGUUAGUAUUGCAGCGCAUUAUGCGACAGGUCACGCGCGAAUCGUUGUUGGAUGGGACGAAUUACACUGAUCUAAUGCUUUGCACAUCCGGAGAUGUUUUGGCAGCCAGACAAUACCUGCAUCAACAUGGAUUUCCUCGCAGCUGGGCUGGCGACUGGGGCGAUGGCAUGGUCGAGCUACACGAAUCAGCUGAUGACUGCCAGGACCCAGACGAGUUCCAUUGGAAAGACAAUCUAACAGUGACCGCGCCUUUCGAUGGGAGCAAGCACCUUGUUAGCCCAGCCGUGCAGGAUAGAACGGAAUUUAUCCAUGAUGUUGGCCUCAGUAGUAGCAGGCUCAUCGACCCCAGGGCGCUGAUCCGAAACAGCGCUGACGCGGAUCCUACCCAGGACUGGCGCAGAUACUUCGACCACUGGUAUCCAGACCCCCAAGACCUAACGGGAACGAGCCCAGAAUCGAGCCGGACAACCACUCGACACCAAGGCAUCGUCAACCUCAAGGUCGGCCGACAGAAAGCCGCACAGAUCCAACAAUACGAGAGAACAGGCACCAAGCCUUAUGGCUGGCCUGCAUAUGGACCAAGACCAUCGCCAAUCACCCAAUCCGCAGAAAUCGAGACUCCAACCAGAGUGUGUCACAAUCCGGUUGGUCCUCAGUUCAGUCCUCAGUCCAAUACCCCAGUCACCCGGCAACAAAACCUCCAAUACACUCCUCAGCCCCCGAUACCUUUCUCACGCAGAAUUCCUGUCAUCCAACCGAACAGCCCUUUCAGCAGAUCGGUCGGUGGAAACUGGCUAUCCAGAGAUGUCAAUUAUGCAGAGAGUCAAGCGCGAUUCGCUCAACGCCUCCAACAAGCCCACCUGAGCAUGACAGAAAGACAAGGACGAACCCAAACCCAGUACUACGACCUCCAACCCAGACCACACCCUUCAGGCGUCAGCACAGGAGGUAGCCCUUAUAGCCGAACACAGCCCUACGCAGCCGUGCAGAACAUCGUAAACACACAGAGGAUGACUGGUCGAGCAAUCCCGCAGACCAAUCAGUAUGACGCAUUCUUGCAUGAGCACCAGAGGUCCAGGGGCAUGGGCGACGGAGCCGGUGGCUCAAUGGAUGGGCUUGUUUACAGUGAUCUGAGCAUCAUGCUGGAGGAGUCGGAGGAUGAGCAUAUGGAACCGCCUAAGAAACGAGAGGAAGAACAGUCCAGUUCCACUGAUUUGAGCUUGGGCUUGGAUACUGAUGACUCUGCCAAUGAAAUGGUGAUGGUGCCCACGGACUCUUGUGCCUCUUCGCGCAGUAGGGGGUGA